AUGUCAGAUUAUCAUGCUUCAAACUGCCGUUUUCAUAGAGCACAAUUUAACAGAAUAUGGGUAGAUAUUGACUCACGCUACAAUGUCAGUCUUGGCACCAUUACGUUGACGGCAAUAGGUACGAAAUUAUUACAGCGAUCGGUUCUUUUUCGAUCGGAUAUUUCAUGUCAUUUUCUAAUGGAAGAUAAUUGCGGAAUCGAAAAACACGGAAGUUAUUACACAUAUUCACAUUUGGUACCGAUUUAUGCCGAUUUCCCUCAAUUUAACGACUAA
This is a messenger RNA of Dicrocoelium dendriticum, 273 nucleotides long. The record is from the annotation of a GenBank genome assembly. NCBI's taxonomy places the organism in Eukaryota, Metazoa, Platyhelminthes, Trematoda, Plagiorchiida, Dicrocoeliidae.